CUCAUGCCGGCCCGUGGCUUCAGCGGCAACACACCGCCGUUGUUCUGCUCAAAUACCACGUACCGAAACACUUUAGACUUGCUCUCUGAUCUUUCUCCUCUCACCUUAGCAGCACCGCCGACUUUUGUACGGUUUCCCUGGCGACGGCCGUGUGCUCUGGGCUGCCGAUGGCGGUUAUGUUGACGUCGUCUAUUCUGUCCAGUACGUUGACGCCAGGUCCGAUCAUGCCUAGCCGGGCCUUAAGACGCAACACACGUCUGGCGGCGUCGUCGAUGCGCGACUGCGGUACGGUGCCAUUUCUGACAGUCUGGAGAGUGUUCUGGAUAAACUUGGAGUAGUGAUCGCCACCCACCGUGGAGAGGAGGAACAUGUCAAUCUGAUAAGGUGUCAAGUGAGGGAGUGACAAUGAGUGCGUGUGUGAGACAGGAGGAUGCGUGUUGUACGCCCGCGUUGAUGCCUUGUGGGCAGCUGUCGGAUGUGCACGAAGGUAUGUCAGCGUGGGCGUUCCAGUCGCUCAUGACAACCCCAUCGAAGCUGAAGUGGCCCUUGAGGAUCUCCGUCAGGUAGUGGUAGUGCUGGUGCAUCUCUAUGCCGUUGAUCUCGUUGAAUGAGGGCAUCGUGCUCAUCACCUCUAUCAGGCAGGGAGGCAGGCACAGAUGCUUUGGCCAAACAGUACUUGUGUACACCCUCGCUUUGAAGCACCCUAUG
Molecule: messenger RNA, 708 nt
Organism: Vitrella brassicaformis
Lineage: Eukaryota; Vitrellaceae
Source: the annotation of a GenBank genome assembly